CCAGAAUCAGUGAAUCUGCGUUUCACAAAGACCACAAGAUCACCGUGAUGAGCUACAUCAUCUCCCUGAAAAUGGAGCCCCCUCCAUCACUUUCCCACAACCUGUCAGGAUCCCCUCUCUCCACCUUAACCCUAAGCCAUGUGCUGACACCGUCACAGUACCAAUAUGUCCUGAACAAAACUAACCAGGUGUACCUGUGGUGUGCCUUUCUUGACUUCAGCUCGGGCUCAGCAGUCUGGUCCAACGAAGGCUGCAUUCGGAUCGGUGGGAACAUCUCCUACUCUGUCUGUCUCUGCAACCACCUCACCAACUUUGCCGUCCUCAUGCAAGUGGUGCCCUUAGAGCUGGAACAGGUACACCAGGUGGCACUCUCUGCUAUAACAUACGUUGGCUGUUCUCUGUCCAUUGUUUGUCUGAUGGUCACUCUCAUCAUAUUUGCUGUUCUCUCGUGA
Messenger RNA from Rhincodon typus (whale shark), 452 nucleotides. RefSeq names its product adhesion G-protein coupled receptor D1-like. The coding region runs from base 48 to 452 and encodes 134 amino acids. The transcript has 4 exons. The record is from RefSeq and is a predicted model, not a curated record. Lineage: Eukaryota; Metazoa; Chordata; Chondrichthyes; Orectolobiformes; Rhincodontidae. Gene Ontology annotation, molecular function: G protein-coupled receptor activity. Gene Ontology annotation, biological process: adenylate cyclase-activating G protein-coupled receptor signaling pathway.